UGUUUUGUGAUCAAAUGCACUAAUUCGAAUUUGGGACAAAGGGGAUUUCUACAUCACAUAUACCGAUCAAUGAAAGAAACUAUACGAGUUUCACGCCGUUCGAUCAGGACAUCGCCAAGAUGGAUGCCCACUCUUCGUGCUUCCUUGCAGAGUCCUGCAACUCCUUGCCGCUGUCCGCAUCCGCGAUGUGUCUUUCUCCAGGUUGCAGUGUUGAAGUCCUAGUCUACGUGCUACAUACGUGCUAUGGCAAAAAGAGUUUCGGCUAAACGGUGAUCGAAUUUUGGGUCCGCUGAGCAGGGCCAUGAGAAUGCCAAGCGGUUCCUUUUGUUUUCGUUUACCGAUGGUUUUUAUAAGUUACUUUGUCGUCCAAAAAAGGGGAGCCGCCGGUGAUUUGCUUCCACCCGCUCACUCAUCGGUUCUUCAGCUAUUAUCGAGAAACAAAAAAAGCUGUAAGGACAAAUCCGCCCCAUCCACAGCCUUGAUUCUCUCAACCCGCAACAAAAGAAAAACGACCGCAGAAAAACACAUGAUGCAACGCACCUUCUCCAGCACCUCCCUCUGGCCCGCACCCACCCUCCUCCCAAACCACUUCAUAUUCCUCUCCCGUCUCUCCUCCGUCCCAAUCCCACCCUCAGCAGCCUCCAUCUUCCGCAACGUAUUCUUGACACCGGCGACACGCAUCCGCUCAACUAACGCGGCGUUGGCUUUGAGCGCAGCGCGGGCGGAUUUGGCUUGCCGUUCGGAUUUGCGGAAGUUCAGGGCGUGGGCUGUUGUUGAGGUUUUUUUUGGAGGGGCGGGCUUUUUUUUGGUUAUUUUUGAAGAGGUCGGGUUGAGGGAGGGGUCUGGUGGUGGGGCUGGGGCGGAGGCUUUCUUCAGGGAGCGUUUUGUUGAGGUUUCCUUUAAGAGGGUGUCCUGUUGGUGGGUUGGGAAUUAGAAAUGGAGUUUUAACAUGGAGGUGACACUCAACGAUAUGGGUGGGAGGUGGCCCGGGGAUAGCCUGCAUCCGGAAACAUGGAGGGAGGACUUACCACCGCUUUGCGUAGUUUCUGCGACAUGUUGAGUGUUUGCUUGUGUUUGGGGGCGGUAGCGAGAAGGGGAGGGCUUUCCGGAAGGGGCGACGGGAGAAAAGGGAGCGCGGCCUCUCGUAAGCAGCAUUCGCAUCACACUCCGACCCCCCUCGUUGUCCUGCUGUACUUGCAAGCCCAACCGGGACAGUCGGGCUCCCCAACCUACAACGGGCGAUUGGGGGAACUACGGGGCGAUUCCGAUGGGGAGAGCAGUUAUGAUCUUC
Messenger RNA from Fimicolochytrium jonesii, 1291 nucleotides. RefSeq lists its product as uncharacterized. The record is from RefSeq and is a predicted model, not a curated record. Bases 302 to 934 code for a protein of 210 amino acids. The transcript has a single exon. NCBI's taxonomy places the organism in Eukaryota, Fungi, Chytridiomycota, Chytridiomycetes, Spizellomycetales, Powellomycetaceae.